Alternaria burnsii is the source of this 1764-nucleotide messenger RNA. RefSeq lists its product as uncharacterized. Gene Ontology annotation, cellular component: membrane. NCBI's taxonomy places the organism in Eukaryota, Fungi, Ascomycota, Dothideomycetes, Pleosporales, Pleosporaceae. The coding region runs from base 1 to 1764 and encodes 587 amino acids. The transcript has 5 exons. The record is from RefSeq and is a predicted model, not a curated record. Gene Ontology annotation, biological process: transmembrane transport.
AUGAGCGAUAACCUCAAAACGUCACCUCCACCUGAGGCAGAGUCGCAAAGCGCUAGCCAAGAUACCACAUCUCUCCUCGAAAAAAGCACGAGCAGCGCAACUCGAUACGCGAAGAAAACAAUCGGAUUUCCGUGCGUGUUCAGUCAGAGUCAUGUCUUCUGCUUCAUAUGCCAGUACAUUAUUGGACCAGACCUCUUUACCAUUGUUAGCCGAGUGUUGGAAAGUACAGGUACAGGCCGUACACUACUGGCCCUGUUCGCUUUGGCACUUCUCGCAUUGGUAAUCAGCCGGGGUCAUGUCCAGAUGCUUCAUCUUUGGCCCAUUCAAUCCAACACUACAAUCUUCGCACAAAACUACGUCGACCCUUGGCUUGGAAUUGUCAUAGGUUGCCUUCCUUGCCUUAUGUACAGCUGCUGGUACGUUGGUUUGACUGUACAAAGAACCACGCUUAUAGAUGCUCUUGGGCUCGGCAGAACCAGCGACAUCUUCACCAAAGCUAUCACGUUUGCCGUUCCCGUACUUUUCGCCCUGAUCCCAAACGAGUGGCUCAGACAUUUGCAGGGUUGGCUUGUGGCAGUCAAGCUCCUGAUCGCCUCCGCCAUUCUAAUCAUAAUGUUCUACGUUAAUGAGUCUAUUGCAUACUCGCAAUCGAGGUUGGUGUCACGCGAGGACGCAAUCUUCUCCGGAGAUCUGGUACACAAAUACAUUACCGGAACAAUGUAUGCAGCUUUUAUGCUCAGUCGUAUCUAUUUUGGUGUGGAGACUCUGUCUUCCGUUGCUCCCGAAAUGACAGUCGAGUCACCAGGACUACACGAAUCUGAUGAGGGAUCUUCCGUACAGCAGAUGUUGCGUGUAUAUAAAGAUCGAUUGACAACUCCGACUACGAUCGCCUUCUGUAUAGCUUUGAUGCUAUUUGCCGUCACCGUCACCGUUAUGAGUGAGACUUUCCAAACCGCGAACAGUUUGCGGUCUCACCAUGAUGGACGUCUGGACCUUGCCGAUUCGAUUCUCGUCACCACUUCAGAAGCAGCAUCGGGGAGUCUAGCAUUUUGGAUAAAGAUUCUAUUUAUCGUCCUUAGCGUAGGGACGGAAGGAUUUGUUCUCCACGCUGCAUCAAGAAACCUCUACUGGAUGGCAGUAAAAUUCUCGGGACGAACCGAUGGCACCGGUUAUUCUGACAAUAGAAGCACCCGACUUGGCUUCCUCUGGUCAUGGCUUUCAGAGAGAAAAUCUGACCAGCCGUGGGUGUCGGUUCUGUCUUUGACGCUGUUGCCACUUGUGCUCUUGCCGGUUAUAUGGGUGUAUCCAAGUGCUACAGUCGUUAUUUUUCGAUUCGUACAGGAAUUCGUAUGCUCUGGCACGUUGGUGCUGUGGAUGAUGCGAGCUGUUGUCAAUGUGCGCUUUCACAAGUCUGUGCGAAAUGAUCGCAUAUUGUAUGUUCGCGCUGGCAUACCAGAAUCCAUCUUGCGGAACCACGAAAACGACCAAUACACGCUACCUUGUGCUUAUAUCGCGCUUAUCUUGAGUUUCCUCAUUCUUAUUGGUGGCCACUAUGCAAGGUACUGUGACCACCCCACCACAAUACAGCUCAUUAGCAGUGCGUUUAUGGCGAUCACGUUCGUAUGCGCUUACACCUUUACGCGAAAUUUCUAUCCUGUCACAGCCGAUCAAAAGGCUGGGAUGCAUAGUUCGGACAGUGGUAUUACGGAGCGGCUAGUCACCAAGAUGUGCGGUGCGCGCACCGGCAGGUAUGCCGAACAUUAA